CCAGCAGGCCUAUUUUGAGGACAAGGUAUUGGUUUUAUGAAUGCUGCACUGUGAGCGAUCUGCAGAUAAGGAGUCAGUGGGAUUAUGUUGGAUAAGGGGGGAAACAAUAUAAAGGCAGAGUUCUCACAGAAUGAACAGGAGACUGGUUACCAGGGUUAUCAGUGUGCCCAGUCUUCUGAUUUUAGCCUGGCUGGAGACAUGAUGUUUGCCCCUGUGUUAGUGGCUGGUAUUCUAGGCCUUCUUGUUGGAAAAGCUAUGCCUGUAUGUGUCCCAACAGAAUAUACUCUCUAUGUUGAGAAGCCAGAAUGUGACUACUGUGUGGCUAUCAACACCACAAUAUGCAUGGGCUUCUGUUUUUCAAGGGACAGUAACAUGAAAGAAUUGGUUGGACCUCGCUUUCUAAUCCAGAGGAGCUGUACCUAUCAGGAUGUGGAGUAUCGUACAGCUGUUUUACCUGGCUGUGCCCCUCAUGCUGAUUCUCACUUUACCUAUCCAAUUGCUCACAGCUGCUACUGCAGCAUGUGUAACACACACAGAGAUGAAUGUGCCCACAAAACCAGAUUCAGUGCAGCCAAGUGUAUUAAACCAGUCCAACAUUCAUAUCCCUAUUCUGGGCAGAGUGACUACGUCUAACCCAGCUUCAGUGAUAUUUUUGAUAAAAGCUAUAUUUCCGAGGCAAAGUGAACACUUGAGGAUUUUGU
Messenger RNA from Clarias gariepinus (North African catfish), 701 nucleotides. RefSeq names its product thyroid stimulating hormone subunit beta a (gene tshba). The record is from RefSeq and is a predicted model, not a curated record. Gene Ontology annotation, molecular function: hormone activity. Bases 85 to 633 code for a protein of 182 amino acids. The transcript is spliced from 3 exons. Lineage: Eukaryota; Metazoa; Chordata; Actinopteri; Siluriformes; Clariidae. Gene Ontology annotation, cellular component: cytoplasm; extracellular region. Gene Ontology annotation, biological process: G protein-coupled receptor signaling pathway.